UGGGAAAGGGUAUAUAAGUUGACUGUAAUCCGGCUGCGGUGUAAGAAUGGAAUCGAAUAAGCAUCUCUCACAAUCAAAAGUAUACAAUUUCUACAACUCUUAUAUACAGUCCUGUCUUUUCAAGUUUUCUUGAUAGUAUCAUAUACUCCUCAGACUUUGAAGAUUUUAUUUUCUUUCUAUCAAAAAAGGACCCUCGAACUUUUUCUUCUACAACAUGUCAUCCAAGAUAUCAAAAAACUGCCUAUACAUUACCCUCCAGUACCUUAACCAAGUUAACGGACAGAAUAAAUAUCACUGGGGCUUAUUCAUCUGCGAAACCUCAAAUUCAUCUGGGGUUCUUCUACACGCCUCCGACAAUGGUAGACGUAACAUGGACCUUCGCCUAGAGGAACGCCAAAAUGCCGAACCAGCCCGAUCCUCAACCAUGGUUGUAGUCCUCAAGAUUGCAGAUUCGCCUGGUAUAGACAUCCUUAGGCAGUGCGCUGCGUCUGUCCACCUGAUGGAUCCUCGGUACCUCCCUCAAGGAGAGAAUGAGUGGACCUGCCGCGUCUGGGUCAAGGAAGUUCUUAAUUCUUUACAUAAGUACCGCUAUAUUGAACUUCCUAUGGACGUUGAUUCAAUCGAGCAGCACUGCCAGUACAUGGCCGACAGCAACAUCUGGUACACGGGCAGUGCGAAGGUUUUCAAUGAUCUGAAUUGGAUGACUACGAGUAUCUCAAGUACAGGCACAUAUUCAGCUCCCAGCGCUAGCUAUGGUGGUAGUUAUUACGAAUCAUAGUCUACGGUUACCCGUUCGGCCGGUGACAGUUACUAUGGAUCGUCGUCUACGGCGACUGAUCAAUCCAACAGUCGUUAUUACGACUAUAACCUUACGGGUUCAAGAUCCUACUACUGAUCUAUCUAUAUGUACCUAUACUUAUCUAUGGGCGAUGAUGUCGUUUUGUUUUAUUACCUAACACUGGAUGUUGGAGCGAACUUGAAGAUGGAGGAUUUGUUUUGCCGUGAGAGGGGCAUUUGCUAUUUCAUAGAGGUACUGUGUAUCUAGGUAGUCUUUGCAUAGGUAUUCAUUUUUGCUUUUUAAAUCUUAG
This is a messenger RNA of Daldinia loculata, 1088 nucleotides long. RefSeq lists its product as uncharacterized. The record is from RefSeq and is a predicted model, not a curated record. Bases 215 to 778 code for a protein of 187 amino acids. Lineage: Eukaryota; Fungi; Ascomycota; Sordariomycetes; Xylariales; Hypoxylaceae. The transcript has 3 exons.